CUCGGAACACAAAAAAGCUAAUAGCGUAGCAUCCUCAAAACACGACUCGUCAAAUUCUAUUCCUCCUUCACACUUCUGUCGUCACAACGGCCACUGUUCUUUUCUGUCUCUCUCUUGAUCGAGGGUCUGAACUCCAUAGUCUCAGUACAACAAGCAAUCAAGAAACAAAGGGAAGAAGAAUAAGGUUGGAGGAUUAAACAAUGGCUAUUGCGGCCGCUGGACAGCUCAAUAUCCAUGAGUCGCCCUUGUGGGGUUCAAGAAGCGUCGACUGUUUUGAAAAAUUGGAGCAGGUUGGCGAGGGUACUUAUGGUCAGGUUUACAUGGCCAAAGAACGCAAGACAGGUGAAAUAGUUGCUUUGAAGAAAAUAAGAAUGGACAAUGAAAGAGAAGGGUUUCCCAUUACAGCAAUACGUGAAAUCAAAAUUCUAAAGAAGUUACAUCAUGAAAACGUGCUUAAGUUGAAAGAGAUCGUGACUUCUCCUGGUCCUGAGAAGGAUGAGCAGGGGAGGACAGAUGGUAACAAGUAUAAAGGUGGAAUAUACAUGGUCUUUGAAUACAUGGACCAUGAUUUGACAGGUCUUGCUGAUCGUCCUGGGAUGAGAUUUUCAGUUCCUCAAAUUAAGUGUUAUAUGAGGCAGCUUUUAACAGGCCUUCACUAUUGUCACAUAAACCAAGUGCUUCAUCGUGAUAUAAAAGGCUCUAAUCUUCUCAUAGACAAUGAAGGUAAUUUAAAGCUUGCAGAUUUUGGGCUUGCUCGAUCAUUCUCAAGUGAUCACACUGGAAAUCUUACAAAUCGUGUUAUUACUUUAUGGUACAGACCGCCAGAGUUGCUGCUUGGAGCAACAAAGUAUGGUCCAGCUGUUGAUAUGUGGUCUGUCGGCUGUAUUUUUGCUGAACUUCUUCAUGGGAAACCAAUUUUUCCUGGAAAAGAUGAGCCAGAACAAUUAAAUAAGAUUUUUGAGCUGUGUGGAUCUCCAGAUGAGGUUAAUUGGCCUGGAGUUUCUAAGACUCCUUGGUAUAAUAAUUUUAAACCAACAAGGCCUAUGAAGAGACGCCUGAGGGAGGUUUUCAGACAUUUUGACCGUCAUGCUCUGGAGUUAUUGGAGAGAAUGCUAAUGCUUGAUCCCUCUCAGAGAAUAUCUGCUAAGGAUGCACUUGAUGCUGAAUAUUUCUGGACUGACCCAUUGCCUUGUGACCCUAGGAGUUUACCUAAAUAUGAAUCAUCCCACGAGUUUCAGACAAAGAAAAAGCGCCAGCAACAAAGACAGCACGAAGAAAACGCAAAACGUCAGAAACUGCAACACCCCCAGCAGCAUGGUCGCCUUCCACCUAUUCAGCAGUCUGGUCAGGCACAUGCACAAAUGAGGUCAGGGCCUAAUCAGCCUGUACAUAAUUCACAACCAGCGGUCGCUGCAGGGCCUAGCCACCAUUAUGGCAAACCCGGGCCUGGCCGAUACCCCCCAAGUGGAACAAGUGGAGGAUACAACCAUCCAAACCGUGGAGGUCAAGGUGGAGGCUACGGGACUGGACAAUAUCCUCCACAUGGUCGGGCACCUCCCUAUGGUUCAAGUGGCAUGCCUGGUGCCCCUCGUGGUGGUGGAAAUUAUCCCCAAGGUGCCCCAAAUUAUCCCCAAGGUGGCGCUCCAUAUGGUAGUUCUGGCGCUGGUCGAGGUUCAAACAUGAUGGGCGGAAACCGGAACAACCAGCAUUAUGGAUGGCAACAGUAGUGUGAUUUGAUUAUUAAACUCGGUUUAAGCAUAUAUUGAAAUCAUGAUCAUUUGAGUUCUUUAGAAUUUUCUUAUGGUUCCUGCAGUUCCAAAUUUCUGUACUAGAGAGCAGAGACCAUUAUUGAGCUUAGUUUCAAAUAUAUUAUGGUUGUGAUCUACAUCACUAAAUCCCUCUGGAACCUUAGAAUUAUAGAUGGCUGUAAUUUUUUUCUUUUGGCUGUAUCUGCAUUACUAAAUAAUUCAUUUUUAUUUCAUAAAA
Molecule: messenger RNA, 1986 nt
Organism: Jatropha curcas
Lineage: Eukaryota; Viridiplantae; Streptophyta; Magnoliopsida; Malpighiales; Euphorbiaceae
Product: cyclin-dependent kinase C-2
Biological process (GO): protein phosphorylation; positive regulation of transcription elongation by RNA polymerase II
Cellular component (GO): nucleus; cyclin-dependent protein kinase holoenzyme complex
Molecular function (GO): RNA polymerase II CTD heptapeptide repeat kinase activity; ATP binding
Source: RefSeq, a predicted model, not a curated record